Molecule: messenger RNA, 1799 nt
Organism: Strongylocentrotus purpuratus (purple sea urchin)
Lineage: Eukaryota; Metazoa; Echinodermata; Echinoidea; Camarodonta; Strongylocentrotidae
Product: probable serine carboxypeptidase CPVL
Exons: 14
Coding region: 101-1555 (484 amino acids)
Biological process (GO): proteolysis
Molecular function (GO): serine-type carboxypeptidase activity
Source: RefSeq, a predicted model, not a curated record
UCACAUGAAGCUAGCUGGCUGUGCAGUGCAGUGCUCUUCCCUUUUUCGUGAAAACAAAGACAGAAAGAAGCAAAUAGCCUGCUAAUACUACUAAACUAUAAUGGCUACCUCUUAUCCGAAGACCAUCUUUCUUGGGACCAUGACAAUGUUGGCGAUUGUGUCACUACCCUUGGUUUCCAGCAGGGGUGCGUUCAGGGCGAUGUUCCACCCCAACCCACCUGCAUAUGCCAAGCAGUCAAAGGUCGAUCCUGGGCAGCCUUUGUUUUUAACACCAUACAUAGAGUCUGGGCAAAUAGCUGAAGGUCAGAAACUGAGUCGUGUUGGACCCCUUGAUGGCACUACAGUAGAAAGUUAUUCAGGAUUUCUGACUGUCAACAGCACCUACAAUAGUUCAAUGUUCUUCUGGUUCUUCCCGGCCCAGAACAAUGACCCAUCAGCUCCUGUGUUGCUAUGGUUACAAGGAGGUCCAGGAGGCUCCUCCCUCUUUGGACUAUUUGCUGAGAAUGGUCCCUUUCUUGUCACAAAAGAUCUAAAAUUGCAACCCAGAAAAUGGGCAUGGACUCAGAAGUAUUCUAUGCUGUAUAUAGAUAACCCAGUUGGGACUGGUUUUAGUUUCACUCAGAAUGAUGCUGGGUACGCAAACAACGAGGAGGAUGUAGCAGUCAACCUGUACAGUGCCUUGACACAGUUUUUCCAGCUGUUUCCUAAACAUCAGAAGAAUGAAUUCUAUGCGACAGGAGAGUCGUAUGCAGGGAAGUACGUACCAGCCAUCUGUUAUAAGAUCCAUACCGAGAACCCGACGGCUAAGGUCCACAUCAAUCUACAAGGAAUGGCCAUCGGAGAUGGUCUCGUUGACCCCUACUCGAUGUUUCAAGGGUAUGGUGACCUGAUGUAUCAGACGAGCCAGGUGGACCUGAAGCAGAAGAAAGUUGUUGAUCAAUACACCUCCAAGGGAACCGACUAUAUUAAUCAGGGGAAAUGGCUGGAAUGUUUUGAGCAAUUUGACAUAGUGCUGAACGGAGACCUGUUUCCAUAUCCUACUUUCUACUACAAUGCUACAGGAUCCAAUAACUACUACAACUUCAUGAUGACAACUCUUCCAGCAGACACAAACUACUACAACGACUACCUGGCUUUUCCCGAGGUGAGACGAGCCAUCCAUGUUGGCAACCUCACCUACAACGACGGCACCAAGGUGGAGAACCACCUCAGGGAAGAUAUCUGCAAGAGCGUUAAAGACUGGACUGUGGUUCUGGCUGAUAACUACAGGUGCAUGUUCUACAGCGGUCAGCUGGACAUCAUAGUCGGAGCAGCCCUCACCGAGAACUUCCUUCAAGGCUUAGCAUGGGCUGGGCAAGAUGGCUACCUCAACUCCAAUAAAACAAUCUGGAAAGUCCACCCAAGUGACACGGAAGUUGCAGGUUUUGUCAGGCAAUACAAGGACUUCUACCAGGUGACUGUACGAGGGGGCGGUCACCUUUUGCCUCAUGACCAACCAGAGAGGAGCUUUGAUAUGAUUGACAGGUUCAUCACUAAACAAUCAUUUGACAAGUAAAGUCUCCCUUAGAUAUGAUGCGGUAAACUGUUCUCGUUUUUUUCUAAAUGAUGAUGUAAUAUGAUUCACAUUUCUGUUUCUUAUAACAGGGAGCUCAAUGAAUACAACACAUAGGAACUUUCUUGUGUGCGGUUUCCAUCCAUUUACAUGUCAAAUUAACCACAAUACCGGUAGCUAUUGCAGCAGUAUGCGCAGCAUGAAUUAAACAAGCUUUAAUACCAUGUAUUGCAGGCUAGUAACUGAC